AUGACCUCAGCUUCAUUCGACAACGUAUACUGUAACGGUAUAAGGAGUGAAAAAUGGCUGGCGUACGAGAAUCUAAAAGAGGAGAUAUUAGAGAAGAUACGUAAAAUAGAGGAAGAGAGGCAUGCGGUGGAUCUGUGGUCGUGUGGAGCUGACUGGGGCAGGAAGAGGAGGAGACGCCAGGUGGCUGUGUCACCACCGUACGUGGUGUAUAUGUUACCUGACGCUGACAUCAUGGAAGAUUGGAGGCUGGUCAGGAAACUCUUGGAAAGAAACGAUUGA
Danaus chrysippus (African queen) is the source of this 279-nucleotide messenger RNA. NCBI's taxonomy places the organism in Eukaryota, Metazoa, Arthropoda, Insecta, Lepidoptera, Nymphalidae. The record is from the annotation of a GenBank genome assembly.